UGUUGCUUAUAAGUCUAGUUGUGAGGAUUUCUUUUUUAUUGAUGUGUGAUCCAUACUGAAGGUUGUAGUCUUUGAUCUUCAUCAGUAAGUGUUUCAAGUUCUCUUCACUUUCAGCAAUCAAGAUUGAGUCAUCUGUGUAUCGCAGGUUGUUAGUGAGUCUUCCUCCAGUCCUGAUGCCAUGUUCUUCCUCAUAUAGUCCAAUUUCUUGAAUUAUCUGCUCAGCAUGCAGAUUGAAUAAGUGUGGUGAAAAGAUACAACCCUGACACAUAUCUUUUCUGAUUUUAAACCACACAGUACCACAUUCUUCUGUUCGAAUAACUGCCUCUUGGUCUAUGUACAGGGUCUACAGGAGCAUAACUAAAUGUUCUGGAAUUUCCAUUCAUUGCAAAGUCACCCAUAAUUUGUUAUGGAGAUGUUUAUUAUGGAAUUAUUGUGGAGAUGUUUAGAGGGGACAAAUCAAAAACCAAGGUCUAGAUAUUUUAUUCUAAGUGAAUUCAGAAGCUACCUAAAGUCUAUGUACAACAGAAGGAAAUGAUCUGAUUUUCUUUGUUUAAAGCGUCACUUGGGCUCUGGCAUGGAGGGCAGUCUGUUGUGAGGUCAGAAUGGAAGCCAAUUAAGACACUAUCACAGUGGUCCAUGGGAAAAAAUGAUGACUCGAACUAGGGUGGAGGCAGUGUAGCUAGGAGAAGCUUAACCAAAGUUUUGUUAACAAGCAUUUCAUUUCUGAUUGAUCGGUGGGAACAAGCAGUUCAUAAGCUCAGUUAAGUAAUUAUGAGGUGAAGAUGUGAAUUUGGAGGAUCUGUGUCUGACCUUGUCAUAGAUCCACAAGAGAGCAUCAAAGAGUUGUAUCUAAGUCAUAUGAAGAAGGAUUGUUACCUGCAUUGAGCCAUUUUCCUGAACACAAAAGGCAAAGGGAUUUCUUGAACCGUGGCUGUUUUCCAGGAUAACAGGAUUCAGGUAAAAUUUAACAUUGUCAGGUGAUAUAUACAUAUGUAUUCUACUAAGAGUAACUCUAAUAUAAAUACCUCUACAGCACUGUACUUGAAGAGCUUAUCAGUUCUGACCAAAAGUUUACUUGAGCCCUUAGUGAAAAUGUGAAUGAGAACAAAAAAGCGAGCUAGGAAAUCUCUCAGCGUUGAAUGAAAACAGUAGCAAUUGAUAUUUAAUUCUUUAUUUUCUUUCCCAAGGUGUUUCAAAUGUAAAUCUGGGUCCCCAUCUGUCUUUACACUGUUAUUCAGUAUUUGCUGGUCUUUUACAGCUCACAGACACAUGAAAAUCUUCAACACCCUCAACAACUCCAACACCAUUGAUGGCUUCAUCCUCCUGGGCUUCACUUGCUCCAGGGAGGGUCAGAUCCUCCUCUUUGUGCUCUUCUCUAUUCUCUACCUCCUGACCCUCAUGGGGAACGGUUCCAUCAUCUGUGCUGUGCGCUGGGAUCAGAGACUCCACACACCCAUGUACAUCCUACUUGCCAACUUCUCCUUCCUGGAGAUCUGCUAUGUCACCUCCAGUAUCCCCAAAAUGUUGGCCAAUUUCCUCUCUAAGACCAAAGUCAUCUCCUUCUCUGGGUGCUUUCUCCAAUUCUACUUUUUCUUCUCCCUGGGUUGUACAGAAGGCUUUUUCUUGACGGUUAUGGCAUUUGAUCGAUACCUUGCAAUCUGCCGGCCUCUUCACUAUUCAACCAUUAUGACUGGACGUCUCUGCAUCAAUCUUGUGGUCAGUUGCUGGAUAUUUGCUUUCCUCUGGUUCUUGAUUCCUGUUAUCAUCAUUUCCCAAAUGUCCUUUUGUGGAUCCAGGAUUAUUGACCACUUCCUAUGUGACCCGGGUCCCCUUCUAGCACUCACUUGCAAAAGAAUUCCUGUGAUGGAGCUUCUCUUCUCCACCUUAAAUCCUCUCCUCAUUAUUAUUCUCUUUUUCUUCAUGAUGGGAUCCUACACUCUGGUCCUAAGAGCUGUACUAAGAGUCCCCUCAGCAGCUGGAAAAAGAAAAGCCUUCUCUAUCUGUGGGUCUCAUCUGGCUAUGGUUUCACUUUUCUAUGGCUCAGUACUGGUCAUGUAUGGGAGUCUAUCAUCUCAGCAAGAAGAAGGAAUGCAGAAAAUUGUGACGCUAUUUUAUUCUGUCUUGACCCCACUCCUUAACCCUGUGAUAUACAGUCUUAGGAACAAAGAUAUGAAAAGAGCCCUGCAGAAAUUUCUGGGAAUACAAAAAACAGUGUUAAUCAAGAAGACCCUUGAGCAAUAUUAA
Molecule: messenger RNA, 2244 nt
Organism: Loxodonta africana (African savanna elephant)
Lineage: Eukaryota; Metazoa; Chordata; Mammalia; Proboscidea; Elephantidae
Product: olfactory receptor 11G2-like
Exons: 1
Coding region: 1270-2244 (324 amino acids)
Biological process (GO): G protein-coupled receptor signaling pathway
Cellular component (GO): membrane
Molecular function (GO): G protein-coupled receptor activity; olfactory receptor activity
Source: RefSeq, a predicted model, not a curated record